Molecule: messenger RNA, 2613 nt
Organism: Trypanosoma conorhini
Lineage: Eukaryota; Euglenozoa; Kinetoplastea; Trypanosomatida; Trypanosomatidae
Product: putative AAA ATPase
Exons: 1
Coding region: 1-2613 (870 amino acids)
Molecular function (GO): ATP hydrolysis activity; ATP binding
Source: RefSeq, a predicted model, not a curated record
AUGGCGUCGCCGGCGCCGCUUUUCGCCAUCACCGGGCGCGGAAAUGACGUGAAGCGCGCACGCGACCUGAUCACCUCCGUUGGCGGUGUUCUCACAACGAAGGAGCAGCUCGCCAACUACCUCGUCGUGGUGAGGGGGGCGGGCAGGCGAAAGGUGGAGGAGUACUGCCACCACCACGACGACAGACACGGCGACGGCGGUGCGAGGGGCGCACACCCGCCGCGGGGUCGCCUGCUGCUGCUCGAAAUGCUGGAGCACUGGAGCAGGCAUGGAGGGCCGCCGCGGCGCGAGGUUGGCGUGGCGGAGCUGGAGGAGAUGCGUCUGCUCAGCGCAGCCGCAGCGGAGCGCGGCCAACGCUCCUACGAGGUCCCUGAAGGGUUUUUGAAGCGCCCCCGCCUGACCUCCGGCCCAGACGGCAAAGCGGUGGAUGAGGCAGACAACGCCGUGCUUCUCCCCGUGGGACGAGCAGCACCGCCUUUAGUGGCCGUACAACCAGCGCCAGCAGCGCCGGCGGCGGCGGCGGUAUCCUCCUCAUGCAAGCCGCAAAACAUCCGCGCUGCCGUUCCCCUGGCUGGGGCUGUUGUCUUUAGACCGCCGCCGCAAAAAGACGCACAACGUCGCGGGCUGCUGCUUGACGACGAGAGCCCUCCGCAGCAGGCCGCGGGAGCCACUAAGUCCGAUGGGCCACACAACAACGGCGUGGCGGUGAACCCCAUGCGGGCCGCAUUUUCGCGACGGCCCAAGCCGGACUGGGCCACGUACUUCACCGACCCGCCCGGCAGCAGCGGCGCCGCCGGGGAUUGUCGCGGGGGCGGUGACUGCCAUCGUGCCGCUACCACCGGCACCAACAAAAACAACCAAAAAAGGACGGGGAACGACGCGCGCAGCGGUGGUAACAGACACGUGGACCCACACCACCCGGCCGCCGCCGCCGCCGCCGCCGCGCUCUCGCAUUCCGCGUGCGUGUCGAACAACCACACUACGUCCGCAGUAAACUCGGCGGCCGCAGGCGCACUUAACAUCACAAGGCAGAAAAAAAACAGCGUUGAGAUGACGUUUAAUUUCGCAAAGGGCGGGCCCCGACACCUUGCAACGGUGCCACGCAGCACCAACGGCAACGGCGGUGAGCUGAGCGCGCAUGAGCCGAUUGUGAAGAAGAGAGGUGACGAGAAGGCGGUGGCGGAUGGGGGGAAGCGUGCGCCGCAGCAGCCUGCGAAGCCGCAACGAUCACAGCGCGAGCACCCCCAGCCCAGUUGCUGCGCCCACAGCGUCGCGAGGGGCAAGUCUGGCAAGACUAGCGCUGUGGACCUUCCCAACUCGCGGCAGCCCAAAGUAAACCGUGACGAGGCGUCGUGCAGGAGGACCGCGGGGAGUGACUCGCUCGCGGGCGAUGGGACGUUUGGCGCCCCGCCGCCGCUCCCUCCGCGCCCACGUGAGCCGGGCGGGGUGCGCUUCACCACCGGCGCAGCAAACACGACGGCGCCACCAGCAGGACGCAAAUCAGCCCCAGCGGCGUCUCGUUUCGCGCGACCGUCGAACGCGUCAGCGCCCUUAAACUCCUCCGCUGCGGCCAGUGCGGCUACGAAGACGACGACGACAACAACAAAUAAUAAUAGUAAACAUUCGUCCCGCACGGCGAAUUCCAACCCCCUUCUGCAACGCGUGCGGCAAAGUGCGUACUGCAAGGGCAUUCCCGAAGAGACAUGCGUAACGGUGCUGCAGCAGGUUGUGGACCGUGCCUGCCCUGUAAGCUUUAGCGGCAUAGCUGGCCUUGAGGUGUGCAAGCGCAUCUUGUACGAGGCCAUCAUUCUUCCUGCGAAGUGCCCACAGCUUUUUACCGGCCUGCGGCGGCCGUGUUCGGGGUUGCUGCUAUUCGGCCCUCCCGGAAACGGCAAGACGCUUCUCGCCAGUGCCGUGGCGAAGGAAUGUGAUACGACCUUCUUUAGCAUCUCCGCCGCGGCCAUCACCAGCAAGUGGGUUGGGGAGAGUGAAAAGAUGGUGCGGGCGCUCUUCGCCGUCGCGCGGGCCCUCGCCCCCAGCACUAUUUUUGUGGACGAGAUUGACGCACUCUUGCAGGCACGCGGGGGCGUCCACGAGGGGGAGGGUUCCCGCCGCAUCAAGACGGAAUUUCUCGUGCAGAUGGACGGCGCUGGAAACGACAACAGUGAGGCGCGCGUGCUGGUCAUGGGGGCGACGAACCGGCCAUUUGACCUGGACGAGGCGAUCAUCCGGCGAUUUCCAAAGCGCGUGUUUGUGCCGCUGCCAGAUGCCCCUGCGCGUGCGCAGAUCCUUCAGUCGCUGCUGGGCACGGAGGAGACGCCCAAUGGUUUCACCCCGGCGGUGUGGCAGCGCAUCGUCGCCAUGACGGAGGGGUACAGUGGGCAUGAUCUGCGGCAGCUCUGUGAAGAGGCGGCGAUGAUUCCGGUGCGGGAGCUCCUCGCGGAGAAGCUGCGGAAUGGGGAGGAGUUGGCCGCGCAAGCGUACCACAGCGACCUGUUGCGGCCCCUAACGCUGCAAGAUGUGGAGACCUGCGUGAGGGCGCGUCACCCCAGCUGCUGCCCCAAACAGUUAAAGGCCCUGGGUGAGUGGAGUGACACCUACGGCUCGAGGUAA